This is a messenger RNA of Spodoptera exigua (beet armyworm), 1273 nucleotides long. The record is from the annotation of a GenBank genome assembly. Lineage: Eukaryota; Metazoa; Arthropoda; Insecta; Lepidoptera; Noctuidae.
AUGGAGGCUGGCCAUCAGGAACACGGGCAGUCGGACAACAGACGAUUUGGUCUCGUACUUGCCAAUGAGAGUGAAUUGGGCAGUGUCACAGCAUAUAACGCGGUACUGUUUGCUGGGCCUGAAUUAUUGGAUGAAAACAUAUCAUUACCUGAAGAACGGUUGCCAUCUCAAAAGUACGUAUUUGCAAGCAUAGAAUCUCCAGGAAACUAUCCUCUGUGCUUCCACAAUUUCAAUUCGUAUUUCAAUUGGACGUGGACGUAUAAAUUGGAAUCUGACGUUCGUUGGGGCUACAUUGUGGUAAAAGAUGUUAACGGCAAUAUUGUUGGUCCUAAGAAAGACAUGCAUUGGAUACCGUGGAGGGAUAUGGAUCCUGUGGAUGAGGAAUUUAAGUACCAGCUGAAGAGUAAACGUAAGGCUGUCGCUUGGUUCGUCUCGAAUUGUCGUACAAGAAGUCGCCGCGAGGACUACGUAGCGCACCUUAGAGAGGAGUUGUUAGAAAACUAUGAUUUAGAUGUUGAUGUUUAUGGAGAGUGUGGAGCGAACACUUGUCCUCGUGAUAAAGAAAAAGAGUGUGAUGCAAUGUUAUCCAAGGACUAUUAUUUUUAUUUAUCCUUCGAAAAUGCCUUAACUGAAGAUUACGUGACGGAGAAGUUAUUGCAUCCUCUGCAAAAUAACGCUGUACCCAUUGUUUUUGGAGGAGCUAAUUAUAGCAGAUUCCUGCCGGACCGGUCGUAUGUGAAUGCCAGGGGUAUGGGAGUAUCACAAUUGGCCAACUUGAUAUAUACCCUGAUUCAAGAACCAAGUACAUACGCCGAGUUCUUCAGGUGGAAGAAGUACUAUUCGUUCCACAAGACAACGGACUUUAAGGAAACAAAUGAGUAUUGUAAAAUGUGUGAGGCGUUAAAUAAUAACGAAUUAGUGAAAAAGCAUUCCACGGUAUAUUUAUUCAGUGAGUUUUGGGAAGUGUAUGAUACGUGUUGAGAGCAUGUACAUAAUAAUAUUAUGUAGGUUAUUUUAUUUCACGUCGAAAUAUGGUCAACAAAAAGCGAUGCACAAUGGCAUGGCCUCGACCAAUACGAUAAAAUGUCAAUUCAGGGUGCUGUAUUAAAUGUAGACCUAAGUGCUGUAAUUUAUAUUUUAAGCUAUUUUUAUCACCGUAAUUUUUACCUCAUUAUAAUAAAAUACAGGUUAAUGACAGUUUAUUCUGUAUGGCAUAAUUGUUGAAUGAAUAUUUGGUAUGAAUUUAUUUCUAUACAUUACAAAUAAAAGCAGA